AAGAAUGGGAUUUCUAUCGAAUGUUUGGAAUAGCAUCUUUGGAACAAACUGCCUUUUUGACUGGCAUCUUCACUGCUCUGUGGUUAGUAAGAUCUGAUGUUCUGAAAACCAAAGCAAAUUUCAUAUUUCUUCUGAAAGCAUUGCUGUUAUCCAGCUAUGGAAAACUUCUACUAAUUCCAGCAGUUAUUUGGGAGCAUGACUACACUCAUCUGUGUCUAAAGCUCAUUAAAGUGUUUGUACUGGUGUCAAACUUUCAAGCAAUUAGAGUUAUUUUGAAUACUAGCCGCAAACUGUGUCUGAUGAUCAUUUUGAAUGGAUUACUUUUCGAAAAUGGCAUCAUUUACUUGUUCCAGAAAAUAGGAUGGGAUGUUUGAGAUAAUCUUGUUUCCUUAGGAUGACAGUGAAAAUAUUUCAAGAUGUAGAAAAUAUUGCCUUUGAAAUCAUUCACUUCAUCACUGGUCAGUAUUUGAUUAUUCUAAACAAAGUGAUAAAGAAAUGCUGAAUGUAAAUGAAACUUUCUAUGCCAAACCAACCAAUUGACCCAUAGUAAUUUAAGAAUGAUGCACUGAUAUUUAUUUUUUAUAACAAUUUUGCUAUUUUUGAUGUGAAGGUGUAUUAAAGAAAGAAUAUUGCUCUUUUAUAAUUUCAGAUUAUAUAGCUGUGUUCUGUUUUUUUCUCCUGCAUUAAUUUGUAGUUAAAAGAAAAAAGGUGAUUGUUUUAUUAUAAAGUACAAAGAAGAAAAUGAUCAUACUAAAAAAAGGCAAAAUGACAAAACAAGAAAAAACAGCUUGACUCAAAAUGUAUUCUGACAGCCACGCAUAAAAUCAUAGUAAAGUGGCUUCACUUUGACAUUUCUGGCAAUUAUGCUACUGGAAACACUGGGAAUAUAUUAUUUGUGGAGUUCUCAUACUUUUAAGUUGAUAUUUAUACAUCUUCCAAGGAACAAAUAUAAUUUUGUAGACAUAUUUAUAAAUAAAGGGUUUUUUUAUGACUAAA
Molecule: messenger RNA, 996 nt
Organism: Crotalus tigris (Tiger rattlesnake)
Lineage: Eukaryota; Metazoa; Chordata; Lepidosauria; Squamata; Viperidae
Product: protein ARV1-like
Exons: 3
Coding region: 21-374 (117 amino acids)
Biological process (GO): regulation of plasma membrane sterol distribution; sterol metabolic process; sphingolipid metabolic process
Cellular component (GO): Golgi apparatus; cortical endoplasmic reticulum
Source: RefSeq, a predicted model, not a curated record